Messenger RNA from Fusarium falciforme, 2478 nucleotides. RefSeq lists its product as hypothetical. Bases 1 to 2478 code for a protein of 825 amino acids. The record is from RefSeq and is a predicted model, not a curated record. Lineage: Eukaryota; Fungi; Ascomycota; Sordariomycetes; Hypocreales; Nectriaceae. The transcript is spliced from 3 exons.
AUGCCAAAUCAUCAAGGCUCCUAUGACAAUGGUUCCAUUAUCCAUCACCCCCUCGACGACGAUUCCGACAGUGAUCAGGAUCAACCCCACGCAGCCAAGAAGGGAGGCUGUGCUUUUGACGCCGUGCGGAACAAGCUCAUUCGAACCAUGUCUCACGACUCGAGUACCAAGAACCCAUCCCUUACUUCUCUUGGCAAUAGCGACGAGGAGAUUGCACGACGAGCCGAGUUGAGGCGUCUCAUGCGUCAGAGAAUCCAGGAUGAGCUGCAAACAGAACAACCAGACGACGACAUGGAAAACAAGCCUGCGCAUGGAAUUCGCUGCAUAGCAUCCAUAGUCAACCUCGGCUUGCCAAGUGCUGGACCUCGAGACGCCAUUGAAUUCGCUGUCAAUAAAUCUCCCUCUCUCGAUGCCCGAGUACCACGGUCUGGCAAGGAUCAAUCUCACGAAAGAGAUGUGCUAGAGUCGCAAAACUCCACGGAUGACCAAAAGAAAAUGUCAUUGGAUCGAAAUAAUCUGACGGAAGAAGACAAUAAGGCUGAGAAGGACGGUGAUAAAAGCAAUGGAACUGAUCUUGCCACCAAUCUCCCAUCGCAAACAUCUCGGUCCGGACAAAUAGAGCAAGCCCAUUCUCAGAAGUCUUUCCAGUUGUCUAAUAGUGCCACUCGUCUUGAUCGCAUUUUGGGCCCUGACAAUAGCUUCAAUAGCCGCCAUCCUUCUUCUUCCGCCGAUGGCCACUCGGCUCUUGGAGUGUGGCUGAUUGCUCAGGGUCUUCGUUCACGAGACAACUCGACUCUUCAUUUUGACGAUGACGAAGAGGAAGAAGCAGCUGGAGAUGGUAUCGAUAGCUCUGAGGUUGUAAACCAGCCUGGACCUGCGGAAACAGCGAAGAAAGAAUCGACCUCCGGCUCCCAGAACAUCCUCUCGAAGGAAGACACGUUACCAACCAACCAAGUGUCUGUGGCCACUGGUACACUUGAUAGGGUGAAACUAAGUGGUGACCUCGAUUCAGAACGAUGCAAGGUGAAUCCUUAUCCCGAGAUCGGCUCUCGUCGCACUGGACACACUUCUUCACAUCUUUCCGGAGAACGAACUGGAGCUCCGACGGUGGCAACAACUCGCAACUCUCUUGUCGAUAACUCAUCAUCAUGUUAUCCAUCCAAGUUUCAACCAAGCCCUGCUCGCUCUCGACAGAAUUUGUAUAGUCUAGAUCUCAAAGAACUCGAAGGUAUGGAACUGUCCCCCUUCAAGUGGCAGCCCAAAUCGUCUCAGGACCAAGAAAGUGCCUCAAAGCAACAGAGCUCGAGCAACGACGAUGAGCCUCAAAGUAAAGAAAUUGACGUUGAUCAUGGCUGCCAGGGCCAAAAUCCCACCCAAGCCGCUCCCGACCCAGUGUCACGGUCACAAUCAGAGUGUGCGAGUUUUCUCCAACGUGAGGCCGAACUUGGAACGAUUGAGAGACGAUUUGGCGACUUACUCAGUCGAAAAAAGCCCAACAGUCAGUAUACGAGCCGGUUCCGCGAAGAGUUCAACGAGCCCUCUCUCGGGCAGCCUGUUCGCAAGUCCUUCAUGAGCAAGAUUCACCUCACCGUCCCAAUCCGGUUCAAGGUCAGUUCACAAAGCCUCAGUGGUCACGACGAAGGAAAUACGCCUGGCCUCUCACGAGAGCCAAGUCCUACGCCUGGUUUUCCAGAGACGACGAUCGGCCACAAAAAAGGAGCAAGCGAUAGACGAAAGAAGCUGUCGAAUCUGAGCAUCCGGUCUCAUAUGAGCCCACUAUCAUCGGAGAUCUUCCAAAAGCCACAUUUGGAACGUCAGGAAAGCGCUACAGACUUGUGGCAACGUGCCAUCAGGCUCGAGGCAGAAGAACGGCACAGCGGCAGCAAUCGCUUAAGCACGCCCAAUCCGGACCAUCAACGAAAGUACCCGGAACUCGAAAUCCAGCCCACAGAGUCAGGAUAUGAAGAACUUCGGGUGCUAGAGAGGGAAAUCAAUAACAUGAAAGGCGAGAACAGGUUGUCAACACCUGAGGGUGAAGCGUCAAGACCACGAUCCACCAAGAGUUUGGGUGACCGGAUAUCUGCUUUGAUGCACGAGGCAGCCAUGGAGGAGCAUCAUGACCAUGGUGAUGAAUCGGCCUUGGGCGAAACCCUUGCUACACCUGUCACACCCAGCCUACUUCAAGAGAGUAUCGUGGCAACAGACGUGUUUCUUACGCCAGAAAGCCGCCUCUCUUACGCCAAUAGCAGCCAGCAGGGAAAGUCAGGCUCAGAUACAGGGUCGGCAGAAAUCAGAGGGCGCGAGGCACUCAAGGCAUUUAUCGAGACCGAUCAACGUGCACAUCGUUCAAGAUCGAUAACCUGGGCAGGAAGGCCUCAGGCUGAAGACACACGAAAGCAGCAACGCUCUGACAACGCAACUGGCAGUUUAUAUCAGAACGAAACGAAGAGUAUGAGUAUGCGACCUCACAGCAGAUGA